AGGAAUGUUUACCAGACACGGAGAGAGCCCAGAGGGACAGCGCCCAGAGCCGGGAGAGAGAGCCACACAGCCUCCCUGCCUCGCUGGCCCAGGAUUUGGGGUGCAGUCCUUGGAGCCCCUUCCCCCUCCUAGGCCUCCCUCCGGGGCCCCUUUAAGACAGGGCUGGUCCUCUCCUCCCCGAGUUAACCCCUCCAAGCCCAGGUGGCCCCCUGGGCUCCGGCUGGUGGGCGGAGGCAGAGGGGGAGCCAGGGGCGGGGAAAGGGUUGCCCAAAGUCUGGGAGAGACAGUAGGAGGCUGGGGAGCAAGGAAGGAGGCCGCUGAGCAGAGUGCGGGGGGGGCCCAGCCGUGGCAGGCGGGCCGUGCCAAGUCCAGGGAGCCCGGAGCUGGGGAGGAGGGCUGGGGACAGCCCGGCCCUGCCCCCUCCCCCGCAGGGUGCCCAGCAACUUCUGAGGAAAGUUUGGCAUCGUUUGUGUGGUGCCCCGAGGAUGGGCAGGGUCCCGCUGGCCUGGUGCUUGGCGCUGUGCUGCUGGGGAUGCGUGGCCCCCAAGGGACCACAGGCUGAGACAGACCCCUUUGUGGGGAGUCCAAGGAACAUCACUGGUGCCCGGGGACUCAUGGGGGCCCUUCGGUGCGAACUCCAGGUUCAGGGGGAGCCCCCUGAAGUGACCUGGCUUCGGGACGGACAGGCGCUAGAGCUGGCAGACAGUACCCAGACCCAGGUGCCCCUGGGUGAAGACGGGCAGGAUGACUGGAAAGUGGUCAGCCAACUCAGAAUCUCCUCCCUGCAGCUCUCAGACGCGGGGUGGUACCAGUGUGCGGUGGUCCUGGGAGGAAAGACCUUUGUGUCCCAGCCUGGCUACGUUGGGCUGGAGGGCCUGCCUUACUUCCUGGAGGAGCCUGAGGACAGGACUGUGGCCGCCAACACCCCCUUCAAUCUGAGCUGCCGGGCGCAGGGACCCCCAGAGCCUGUGGACCUUCUCUGGCUCCAGGAUGCGGUCCCCCUGACUCUGGCCAUGAGCCAUGGCCCCCAGCAAAUGCUUAGAAUUCCAGGCUUGAACAAGACAUCUUCUUUCUCCUGCGAAGCCCAUAACGCCAAGGGGGUCACCACGUCCCGCACGGCCACCAUCACAGUGCUCCCCCAGCGGCCCCGUGACCUCCACCUGGUUUCCCGCCAGCCCACAGAGCUAGAGGUGGCUUGGACCCCAGGCCUGAGCGGCAUCUACCCCCUCACGCACUGCACCCUGCAGGCCGUGCUGUCAGAUGACGGGGUGGGCGUCUGGCUGGGAGAGCCAGACCCUCCAGAGGAGCCUGUCACCUUGCAGGCGUCAGUUCCCCCUCACCACCUUCGACUGGGCAGCCUCCGUCCUCACACUCCUUACCACAUCCGGGUCGCCUGUACCAGUAGCCAGGGCCCCUCACCCUGGACCCACUGGCUUCCUGUGGAGACACCGGAGGGAGUGCCCCUGGGCCCCCCCGAGAAUGUCAGCGCCAUGAGGAAUGGGAGCCAAGCCCUGGUGCGCUGGCAGGAGCCAAGGGCGCCCCUGCAGGGCACCCUAUUGGGGUACCGGCUGGCCUACCGAGGCCAGGACACCCCCGAGGUGCUCAUGGACAUAGGGCUAAAAAGAGAGGUGAUCCUGGAGCUGCGGGGGGAUGGGACUGUGCCCAACCUGACAGUGUGUGUGGCAGCCUACACUGCCGCUGGUGAUGGACCCUGGAGCCUCCCUGUGCCCCUGGAGCCCUGGCGUCCAGGACAAGGACAACCAGUUCACCAGCUGGUGAGUGAGCCCCCCGCCCCUGCCUUCUCAUGGCCCUGGUGGUACGUACUGCUGGGAGCCGUUGUGGCCGCUGGUUGCGUCCUCAUCUUGGCUCUGUUCCUCGUCCACCGCCGGAGGAAGGAGACCCGCUACGGAGAGGUGUUUGAACCAACGGUGGAAAGGGGUGAGCUGGUGGUCAGAUACCGUGUUCGCAAGUCCUACAGUCGCCGGACCACUGAAGCCACCUUGAACAGCCUGGGCAUCAGCGAAGAGCUGAAAGAGAAGCUUCGGGAUGUGAUGGUAGACCGGCAUAAGGUAGCCCUGGGCAAGACACUGGGAGAAGGAGAAUUUGGAGCCGUGAUGGAGGGCCAGCUCAACCAGGAUGACUCCAUCCUCAAGGUGGCUGUGAAAACAAUGAAGAUUGCUAUCUGUACAAGGUCGGAGCUGGAGGAUUUCCUGAGUGAAGCCGUCUGCAUGAAGGAAUUUGACCACCCCAACGUCAUGAGGCUCAUUGGCGUCUGUUUCCAGGGUUCUGAACGAGAGGGCUUCCCAGCACCCGUGGUCAUCUUACCUUUCAUGAAACAUGGAGACCUGCACAGUUUCCUUCUCUAUUCCCGGCUUGGGGACCAGCCAGUGUUCCUGCCCACUCAGAUGCUGGUGAAGUUCAUGGCAGACAUCGCCAGUGGCAUGGAGUAUCUGAGUACAAAGAGAUUCAUACACCGAGACCUGGCUGCCAGGAACUGCAUGCUGAAUGAGAACAUGUCCGUGUGUGUGGCGGACUUCGGGCUGUCCAAGAAGAUCUACAAUGGGGACUACUACCGCCAGGGACGCAUUGCCAAGAUGCCCGUCAAGUGGAUCGCCAUUGAGAGCCUGGCUGAUCGUGUCUACACCAGCAAGAGCGAUGUGUGGUCCUUUGGGGUGACGAUGUGGGAGAUUGCCACGCGGGGCCAGACCCCAUAUCCCGGAGUGGAGAACAGCGAGAUUUACGACUACCUGUGCCAGGGAAACAGGCUGAAGCAGCCUGUGGGCUGUCUGGAUGGACUGUAUGCCCUAAUGUCCCAGUGCUGGGAGCUAAACCCCCGGGACCGGCCGAGUUUCUCAGAGCUUCGGGAAGAUCUGGAGAAGACGCUGAAGGCCCUGCCCCCUGCCCAGGAGCCGGACGAGAUCCUCUAUGUCAACAUGGAUGAGGGCGGGGGUCAUCCUGAACCACUUGGAGCUGCUGGAGGAGCUGACCCCCCAGCCCAGCCUGACCCUAAGGAUUCCUGCAGUUGCCUCACCGCGGCUGAGGUCCAUCCCGCUGGACGCUACGUCCUCUGCCCUUCUACAGCCCCUGGCCCCACCCUGCCCACUGACAGGAGCUCCCCUCCUCCCCCAGGGCAGGAGGAUGGAGCCUGAGACAACGCUCUACCUGGGACUCCCUCUCAGGACCCAAGCUAGGCACUGCCACUGGGGGGGGGGCCUCCCCCCAACUCUUUCCCCACUCCAGGCCUCACCCCCGACUACAGCCUCUUCUUCCUACCUAUUCUACUUAUACCCCCAGACAGAUUCUCUCUCUUCUCCAUGCCUCAGUGUCCCCGUGUGUAAAAGGAAGGGGUUGGGCUGCGAUUCCUGGGGUUCCUCCCGGGUCUAACAUUCCAAGAUUCUAGAUUCUAAGGUUGAAAGAGUCUAGAAGCAAAGGUUCGAGGUUUCAAAGAUGCUCUUAGUCUUUGGCUCUAAGAACCUAAAAUCCCAAAGUUUCUGAUUCUAAAGUGCUAAGGUUCCAGACAUGAAGUUUCGAGGCCUAUAUUUUAAGGCCCUCAGAGUCUGUGGCUUGAGAUUUUUCUGGUUCUAGAAUUCUUGAUACAGCCCACCAAGAUUUUAGGUUCUGAAGCUCUAAGAUUCUAGUUCUAGAAUCCAUGGCUCUAUCAUUCUAGAUUUUGUUAUUCGAGGGUUCUGAGUCCUUAGGGUAUAAGAUUCUAGAUUCUACAAUUCUAGACACGGAGGUUUUUUGAGGCCUAAUGUUCUAAAAUUUGAAGUUCUAAGCCUCUUAGUCUGUAAAUCCUCAGCCUCUAAGAUUCUACAUCAUAAGUCUUCAAGAUUUUAUCUUCUCAAGUUCUAAGAUUCUAAUAAUGGUUAAUUAUAAGUGCUAAGGCUUUAUGAUCCUUGAAAUUCUUUAUUAUGAGAUAUGAGAUUCUGGAUCCUAAAGAUUGAAGAGUCUAGAAUCUGCAAUUCAAAAAUUUCAAGAGUGUAAAGAUAGAGGUUGAAAGGUCUAAUGUUCUAAGAUGGGAUGUUCUAAGACUUAGUCUAAGAACCUAGAUUCUGUGUCUAAGAUUCUAGACCAUAUGCUUCAAGAUUCUAGAUUAUUAAACUCUAAGAUUCUAAUGUUGUUCUGUUCUAUGUUCCAAGACACCCUAGACUCUAUUGGGCCAAAAUUCUGGAUCCUUAGCAUCUAAGGUAUAAGACUACAGUUAGCUGUGACUAGCUAGAUACCAAAGAUCUAAUCAUUUCUAAUGCUGGACACAUUUAGGUUCUAUGCUGCAUUCCACCUUUCUAGGAUUUUAGUUAAGGGCCCAAGAAUCCACAGUUUUAAGUCUUAAGAUCUGAGGCACUGUAGUUCUAUGAUUCAAAUGUUGUCAGAUUCUAAAGGUCUACAGGUCUUGAAUUCCAAGGUAUGAUGCCAAGGUUCUAAUUUUAGAUUAUUCUUCUGGGUGACUCUCCCCUUCUGAGCCACCUCUGCUUCCUCCUUCCCUCCUGUGGGGGUAUGUCUCCCCUCAAGCCUGUGCAAGAAUGCACUGGGGAUGCCUCCUUUCCCCAGGAGGCAGUUUCCCUCCUUUUGGGCCAUGCUGCCCCACUGAGCCAAUCCCUCAAGCCCCCCCAUUGUGCAGAGCUGUGGACGGACUCUGGCACCUCCAGAGGGGCUCAGAUCACAUAAAACUUUAUAACCACC
Molecule: messenger RNA, 4680 nt
Organism: Lutra lutra (Eurasian river otter)
Lineage: Eukaryota; Metazoa; Chordata; Mammalia; Carnivora; Mustelidae
Gene: AXL
Product: AXL receptor tyrosine kinase
Exons: 20
Coding region: 486-3149 (887 amino acids)
Biological process (GO): multicellular organism development; positive regulation of phosphatidylinositol 3-kinase/protein kinase B signal transduction; negative regulation of apoptotic process
Cellular component (GO): signaling receptor complex
Molecular function (GO): ATP binding; protein binding; transmembrane receptor protein tyrosine kinase activity
Source: RefSeq, a predicted model, not a curated record